Mytilus californianus (California mussel) is the source of this 1096-nucleotide messenger RNA. RefSeq lists its product as uncharacterized. The record is from RefSeq and is a predicted model, not a curated record. NCBI's taxonomy places the organism in Eukaryota, Metazoa, Mollusca, Bivalvia, Mytilida, Mytilidae. Bases 178 to 1086 code for a protein of 302 amino acids. The transcript is spliced from 5 exons.
CAGAAAAGAGUGUUCUACAUUUUUCACUAAAGUCAACAAAGGAAACGUUUAACUAUAAUAACAUAAAAAAAAAUCCAAAAAAUAAGUAUAAAAUCAUCAUCAGUUCUGCAGAAUUCAGUACAUACCUGUGGCUAGGAUCCAUUUCAGAGUAUUUUCUUUCGAUAUCCAGUGAUUAUCAUGAAAUUAGUAGCUAAUAUCGCAAUAUUAAUUAUGUUGGUUUGUACUCAUGAAGUAUCAGGAAAUCCGGGAUCAAUGCAGAAAGUAACCGUAAAUGUUUCAACGAAUCCAGUUCCGAUACGUAACACCCUUUAUGUACCAUUAGUAGCCGAAUUAGAUGCUAACGCCAUAAACGCAGAGAUCAAAGUUUACAUUGAACGAGAGAUAGCAAACGGUGUAAAGAUUGCCAUGGAAGAAUUGGCUGCUAGCAGUGUCAACAAGAAAGUGGACGAGGCUACUGCAAAAUUAGGAGGAAUUAUACAAGAGAAGUGUGUUGAGGCCAAUUCUGAAAUUCAAGAAAACAUUGGUACUACGUACGUUCAAUGGGGAAGAACCAACUGCACUGCAGAUGACACCAAGACAGUAUACUCAGGAUUUGUCGGCGGUUCAUCUUACACCAAAUCCGGAUCAGCUGUCGACUAUCUUUGUCUAAUCAACGAUCCGCAGUGGGGGAUUUACGAUUCAAAGGUUAACGCUAAUCCUUUCAUCGGAGGGGCAUUGUUUCAUUCGCAUGAUAUAAAUGUUCCCAAUUCUCUGUUUGACAAAGAUAUGUAUGAUCAUCAUAGAGUUCCUUGUUCAGUCUGCCAAAAGAUGAAGAAAGCUUCUACAAUUAUGAUCCCGGCACGAAAAGAUUGUUAUGGCAACUUGGUUAAGGAAUAUGAUGGAUAUUUAUAUGCAGGUUAUCCUGAUCACGAGGCAGCGUCUGAAUAUAUAUGUCUAGACAAGACACCAGAGGCACUGGAUAAAUCACAUUCAGACUGGACUGAUAAGAAGCUGUUGUAUCCUGUAAGGGUAAAUUGCAACGGAGCAAUACCGUGUCCACCGUAUGUAGACGGAAGAGAGGUUACGUGUGUUGUUUGUUCUAGUUAAAAUGAUAAAU